Molecule: messenger RNA, 3858 nt
Organism: Pyrgilauda ruficollis (rufous-necked snowfinch)
Lineage: Eukaryota; Metazoa; Chordata; Aves; Passeriformes; Passeridae
Gene: MUC4
Product: mucin 4, cell surface associated
Exons: 26
Coding region: 183-3485 (1100 amino acids)
Biological process (GO): cell-matrix adhesion
Molecular function (GO): calcium ion binding
Source: RefSeq, a predicted model, not a curated record
GUCCGGAGGAUGGUGGAUUUUAACUCACCCCUCUUCAAGCCAGAAAUUGGAUUUCCCUUUGGGAAGUCACUGCGAGAUGCUCUCUAUAUAACGGACAGAUCAUUUUUCCACCCACGGACAACUAUGUCCCGUCCAACCCCAACCCCCCUCCCCGGGGCUUCACUGGCCGGGAGAGCUUGCCAAUGGUGGCUGCCUUUUGGGAUGAUGCAGACUUUUCUAAGGGUGUUGGCACCACUUGGUACCAGGAGUACUCUACACUCAGCUCUACCCAAGACCCCAUUGUCCAAGAUGUGGAAGCAAAGAUUGAGAAAUACCUAAAAAUCCCCUAUGCAGCAAAAUGGACCUUGAAGGUGACGUGGGAGAAAGCUCCAGCAUACCCAUCCCGGAGGGAUGACACUCAGACGAGCACCUACCAGGCAGUGCUCAGCACCGACGGGAGCCGCUCCUUCGCCCUGCUGCUCUACCAGGACGGUGGGAUGCGCUGGGACUACACCAGGCUGGCUGCAGCCAACGUGCUGAUCGGCUUCUCCAGCGGCAAUGGCUAUGCCCAAAACAACGAGCUGACUCAGAAGCCACCAGCUGUCAAGUACCGACCAGACCAGCACAGCAGCAGCGGCUCCGAUGUGCGUGGGCUGUGGAUUUACAGACUGGACAGUCGCUCCCGGGUGAAUUACAGGCUGCAGUGCCUGGCGUGGCUGGACACAGAGCCAGCGCCAGCCACGUGGAACAGCCAGCUGCCACCAUGCCCCUGCUCCCGGCCCCAGGCAGAGCUGGAUCCCCGCUACCACUGGAGCAGAGGCCCAGCAGACACCUCGGUGAGGAUGCUGCGCACUGCGUCCCCCAGCCCAGCCGGAGCUGGGGUACGAUGUCUGUACCAAGGUGGGAGCUUGCUGGAAGGCUGGCAGGAGAGAGCGUGGAGCCUCCCCUUCCACACUGCCACUGACACGGAGCUGGAAGCGUUCGACUGGUGCUGCCGGCGUGUGGGGAAGCCCCGGUUCUGUGCCAGGUUUGCUGAGAAGAGACCGAGGGUUGACUGUGAAGGAUACGUGCCACCCACCCCCGCUGGUGCCUUUGGGGACCCUCACAUCACCACCCUGGAUGGACUCACCUACACCUUCAAUGGGCUUGGGGACUUUGUCCUGCUGCUGGCCAGUGAUGCCCAGACCAGCUUCGUUUUGCACGGGCGCACAGCACAGACUGGCAUGGCCCAGGCCACCAACUUUGUGGCCUUUGCUGCCCAGUACAUCUCCAACACCACCACAACAGUUGAGUGGAUCUUGGGGAGCCAGGAUGACAUCCAAGUCCUCCUGAACAACGAAACCAUCCAGUUUUCCUAUUCCCAAGAGCUGGGUGACGAGGUGUACUACAGCCCUGGUGUCCUGCUAGUCAACGCCUCCUCUGUCACGGCCGUCUUCGAUGGGACCAUCGCUGUCUCUGUCUCAGCCACCUCCGGGAUCCUCAGCGUGGUCUGCAGCCUGCCCGACUGGUACCGCAACAGCACCAGGGGCCUCCUGGGUGUGUGGGACCAUGACCCUGCAGAUGACUUCCAGAUGCCAAAUGGUACCAGCAUCCCUGUGAACAGCAGUGAGGAGGAGAUCUACAGCUAUGGGAUGACCUGGGCUGUUGGGAAGCACAGCCUGUUCACUCAGCCUCCGGACUCACCAGCACUGAGCUUCACACCCUUCUUCUUGUCUCGGCUGCGGCAGAAGAAUGAAAGCCAGUACCAGCUGGUGGCCUCUCAGUGUCGUGGCAGCAAGGAGUGCAUCUAUGAUUCACUGAGCACAGGGAACUUGGCCCUGGGCCUGGCCACCCAGAGCUUUGCAGCUGACUUCCAGCAGAGGAAGACAGCACUCAAUGCCUUCCCUCCUGUCAUCACCGGUGACGCAUCAAUCACAGCCUUCAGGACAGAGAAGGUCACAAGGCAGUACCAUGCCUUGGGGGCAGGUGCACGCUUCAUUCCCCAUCUCUCACGGGAGCUCAACAUAUCGGAGAAUGGGACCCUCAUAUGGGAGCCCCGUGGGAUAGCACCAUUCACCAUCAGCCUGGAGGCUGUUGGCUCCAACAACAUCUCUGCACUCCUCCAGCUCCGCUUCACCCUUUGCAGAUGCAGCAGGAGCCAGGACUGUGACUACAGCAACACUGUCACUCUCAGGGAGUCUUCCCUGCAGCUGGCAGCCUGCAGAUGCGAGAGCGGCUACUCAGGUGCCUUCUGCCAGGACCCUCCGGACCCCUGCUCCCAGGGAUGCUUCCCUGGUGUGGGAUGUGACCCUUUCCGUGGCUGUGGCCCCUGCCCAGCUGGCCUGACGGGGGAUGGAGAGCAUUGCUCAGAUAUCGAUGAGUGCACGCAGGGGACGGAGUGCCCGGGGAACAGCACCUGCACCAACACUGUGGGCAGCUACCUCUGCUCCUGCCUGGCCAGCGAGCAGGGUGAGAGGCCAGGCUGUGGCUCAGCCUGUGGCUACCACUCCUGCCCUGAGGGCUACUGCAGCAACGGGGGACGCUGCCACCUUCACCCCAUCACUUGUGUCCCCACCUGCACCUGCCCCCCGGCUUUCACCGACCAGCACUGCGUGGUGGCAGGGGGGGAUUUUCAGCCGCUGCCCAGCUCAGGUCUCCCUCGGAGAAGCAUCCAGAUGAGGAUCAAGACACUGCAAAACGCCACUGCUGAGGAAGUCAACAGCACUGUCUCAGCCAUCCUGAACUCCCUGGAGGUAAAGGCUUUCCAGAGCAACACCAACAUCACCCAGAUGACAGACAGCGAUGGCUUCACCUUUGUGGUGGUGUCUGAGUUUGCCUAUGACAGCCGCGGGACCGUCAUCCGCUUCCUGAACGAGGAGCUGCCCGCGGCCAUCACCGGCGCCUUCAACGGGCGGCGGGGGCAGCGGGAGGCGGGCACGGGGCUGCUCUUCCAGCGCCUGCACCAGGACAACAUCACCGACCUGGUGAAGCUGACAGUGGAUGAGCUGAGGGACUAUUUCCCCUGCUCACUGUACGGCUACAAAGGCUACCAGCUCCACUACAUGGGGACCAUUGGCUUCGUCUGCAUCUCCCCCUGCAAGAUGGGCUACUGCCAGCACGGUGGCCAGUGCCAGCACCUGCCCGAAGGGCCCACGUGCAGCUGCCUGCCCUUCUCCAUCUACUCUCCAGCUGGCCUCCAGUGUGAGUGGCUGGCCAUCAGCCUGGCUGCCUUCCUCGGCAUCCUGCUGGGAGCCCUGGCUCUGCUCUGCCUCCUGUUUGCCCUCGGCUGCCUGGCCCUGCGCCUCUGCCGCCAGCACCGCCGCCGGCACCAGGGGGCCAAGGAGACCUUGUGGAGGACACGGCCCUUCUCCUCUUUAAUGAUGGCAGGAGAACAAGCAGAGCCCACAGGCUCCCACUCUCUGGAAAGGCAUUGGAAACUGCAGCUCCAGGCCAUUGAUCCCUCACUCCAGAUAAGAAUCCAGAGACCCCACGUUAUGCCUCCAAGCCAGUCCCCCCAGCAGCCCUAACCUGCCACCAGUCCUUUUGUGGCACCUCCAGGCCCACAGAGGAGCCAGACACUGCUGCCAGCUCUGCCGCUUGCUCUUGAGGUGUCCAGCAGCAGCAACACAUGGAAGCAGGGACAGGCAGCUGCCUUCUGGGUUCUGGGAGGAUUCACUCCGGAGGAGCUGCUUUUUUGAAUGUGUGUUUAUGUUGGGUGACCAAAGCAGGAGGAUUUCACCUUCCCUGAGGACCUGCAGAGAUGCCUGGGAUCAUCCUUGUCUGUGUCUGCACCAGGGGUAUGUGCUAGUGCAGUAACCAGACCCUGCAGAUCCCCUGAGAGCAGGGUCAGCUGGGGCAAUGCAGUGAUUGUAAUCCCUUAGGAACCAAAUAGAAUAAACC